Molecule: messenger RNA, 798 nt
Organism: Parascedosporium putredinis
Lineage: Eukaryota; Fungi; Ascomycota; Sordariomycetes; Microascales; Microascaceae
Source: the annotation of a GenBank genome assembly
AUGGGCUGUCUCGAUGGACAAACGGCGCUGAUUACCGGCGCUUCAAUGGGCAUCGGCGAGGCAAUAGCCCUUGCCCUCGCCAAGGAGGGCGCCAACCUCAUCCUCAUUUCUCGAAGCGAGGACAAACUGCUCGAAGCACAGGCGAGAAUCAAAGAGCAAGCGUCGAGCGUACGGACCUUGAUUCAAGCCGUCAACAUCCAAGAUGCCGCCGCCGUCGACAAGGCAGUCGAAGUUGCCGUGGCCAAGUUUGGCCAGAUUGACAUCCUCGUGAACAACGCCGGUCUCGCACUCGGAGCCCCCGCGCGUUUCUGGGAACUCCCCAUCGCCACAAUCGACCAAAUGAACGGCACCAACGUCGCCGGCGUCAUGUACACGACCCACUCCGUCCUCAACCGCACCAUGUGGCCCCGCAAGACGGGCACCAUCCUCAACGCCGUCUACCACGCCAACAAGGCCAGCCUAGAGGCCUUCUCCAACAGCCUGCGCAUGGAGACGGCCGGCUCCGACAUCCGCGUCCUGGUCCUGCGGCCGGGCUGCGUCGCCACCCACUUCCACCUCCAGCGCGUCGAGUACGACAAGGACGCCAUGGACGAGUUCUUCUACGGGUACGAGCCCCUUGUGCCCGAGGACCUGGCGGAGGCCGUCAUCUUCAUGGUGGGGAGAGUGGGGCGCACGUCCAUCAAGGCGCUGGAUUGUGUGCCGACGGCGCAGAGGGGCUUACGCGGUUUGAUCGGGAGUGGAAUGAGAGGCGUUCAAGGGAGUAGGAUAACGAAAACUACAAAGGUGAAGGAAAAAUGA